ACUACAGAGCAGAGUGACUCUUACUCCAGCCCUGUACACUGAGCUAUCUCACUGUACACACAGAGAGGAGAGAAGUGGACAUCUAUAACCUGGUCUGUCCCCCCAGAGCUCACCUGAACACAGAGGUAUACACUAUAGUGUGACUCUUACUUAGACAUCACCACGACUACCACUCACGAAAGGAGAGAGGGACAGGUAAACAGACAGCUGGAGGAAAAAAGGGACCGAAUCGAUGAGAGAUAUGGGUGGGAAGGAGAAGAAGACUGUAGGCAUUACCAAUGUGCCAAAAUACCAGGGGUCAGACAAGAAGCCUUCCCCAUGCUGUGAAGGCCGUAGCAGUGAGUCAGCCCCAGGAAGCAGAAAGCAGAAUGGCAAAGUCCAUCAGACCCAAUUGCCGUUCUUCAGACACCUGGAGAAGGUGGAGACCAUGAGGAGCUUCUGGGAGCUCAAACACGUGGAGCAGGAGGGAGAACGACAACAGGGUAGCCCCUGCCCUCAGCUAUUGCCCCUCAUCCUCAAGCAAGUGGAGAAGAAAGGAGACCAUCAACAGCUGAAGGACAAUGGGAUGAGGGAUGGAAAGGACAAGGUCAAACUCAGCCUGAAAGGCCUGAAAGCCCAGAAGAAGAAGAAGCCUCCACAUGCAUCGGACUCUGUAGAGACCCUUCUUCUAGACCAGGUGGAGAAGCUCAACAGGCAGAAUGCUGAACUUUCCCAUGGUAACGGGGUGGUUCUGGACAUGCUCCGCGCCCCCGUCGUCCAACCAGAGGACCUGGAGGAUCUAGAGGGGGAGGAGGAGGAGAAGAGGAGAACCCCUGAACGGGAGGAAGAGCAGAGGGCUAGGGAGGAAGAGGAGGGGGAUAUAUUUGGUGAAUCUGAGGAAGAGGAGGGUAGGGAGGAACAAGUUGGAGAGGAAGAGGUGGAGAAGAGAAGGGGAGGAGGGGAAGAAGAGUCAUCAUUGUCACCAGAACCUCUAGAAAGCUCCGAAGAGUUAGGUGAAGUGGCCGCCAGCAGUAAAAACUGUGUCACAGAGGAGGACCCACUGAAAGAUGACCUGAAAAAUAGCCGAAUGGAGGAGAGGAAAGAGGAGGAUAAAGAGGGAGGAGUACCUGAGGGGGUAGAGCCUCAGGCUGGCCAAUCAAAGGCAGAGAAGAUGAAGGAGGAAGAAGAGGUGGAUGAUGGACAGCCAGAAGAGUACAUCAUUGACUUUACCCCUCCGCCAGCAGCCCCCUUUGACCACCGCAUUGUGACUCCAAAACCUCACCAGAUUGCUACCUUCUACGCCAUUAACAGAGACGAGGUCCUAGGAGGGGGACGUUUUGGACAAGUCCACAAAUGUGUGGAGAACUCUUCUGGACUGACUCUGGCUGCCAAGAUGAUCAAGGCCAGGAGCCAGAAAGAAAAGGAUGUGGUGAAGAAUGAGAUCCAGGUGAUGAACCAGCUGAACCACGCUAACCUUAUUCAGCUCUACGCCGCCUUCGAAUCACGCCAUGACAUCAUCCUCGUCAUGGAAUAUGUGGAUGGCGGGGAGCUGUUCGACCGGAUCAUAGAUGAGAACUACAAUCUGACAGAGCUGGACACAGUGCUGUUUAUCAGACAAAUCUGUGAGGGACUACAGUACAUGCACAGGAUGUACAUCCUGCAUCUAGACCUCAAGCCCGAGAAUAUUCUGUGUGUGAGCAGAGCCACAAACAAGAUCAAAAUUAUUGACUUCGGGCUCGCCAGGAGGUAUAAGCCCAGGGAAAAGCUGAGGGUGAACUUCGGAACGCCUGAGUUCCUGGCUCCGGAAGUCAUCAACUAUGAAUUUGUCUCAUUCCCUACGGAUAUGUGGAGUCUGGGGGUCAUCACUUACAUGCUGCUGACAGGUCUGUCUCCAUUCCUGGGGGAUGAUGACAAUGAGACUCUGAACAACAUCCUGGCCUGUCAGUGGAACUUUGAGGAGGAGGCGUUUACAGACAUCUCUGAGGAGGCCAAAGACUUCAUCACACGCCUGCUGGUCAAGAGCAAGAGUUGGAGGAUGAGUGCCUCACAGUCACUAAAACAUUCCUGGCUGUCGGAUCACAAUCUUCACUAUCGCCUGCAUCAGAAGUCUCCCAUCCAAAACGAGUGUCCCCUCCAAAAUGACUCCCCAGACCCUGUGGGCACCUUAUGAUGACACGGGUCGGUGCCUUUUGAUGACACUGAGGCCAGGGACAGGGCUCAACACUGGACCAACACUGCCGUACCUCUAUGGCUACUGUAUUACUGCUCUCUACUCUGCCUCGCAUCUGUUAGCUUAGCUCUGCAGCUUGUGCAACUGAUUUAAAAAUGGACCGUAAACUCACUCCACAGCUAGCUUGAAAUGUUGCUGAUAGAGCUAUCGAGUUAGAUAGCUCAAACGGUUUGUACGUUGUCAAGGAAAGAGGUCACUAUAAAAUGCACUUUAAUGUAUCACUAUCAAAUGCAAACAUAACCACUUUUUUGAACGAUCAUAUUUCUUACAUUUUCAGCUUACUGUAGAUUUCAAAUAACUCAACACAGGCCUAGUUUACCAAGUCUUAUCAUACCAUUGCAUUGUAUUUGUUUGUUGGGUUUUGAUUUAAAAUAAAGCUUUGGGUGCUAUUUAUUUUCUUGGUAUUGUAAAAGUUUAGUUUCUAUACAGUUAGGAAUUCAUUUUUACACACCUUUCUCCUUGGUUUGCCCCAUCAAACUUUUAAUAGAUCACAUUCAUGAAAAGAAAUCAAUCAUUAUCAAUCCAGGUCAACAUAAUCUUGUCGAUAUUAGACAUAAAUCCUCACUAUUAACCCCUGCUGCUCUGCCCGUUGCUACUGACUUUAAUUUCUCCUGGAGCCACUGCUGUGAAUAUACUGUAAAACUGCCUCUUCUGUGCCUGCAUGCUGUUGGCUUGACCUCAACCUUUUACCUUUCUUUGCUUUCGCCCUUUGGAUUAACCCCCUCACCUUCCAUGAAGGCAUAUUACUGAUCAACAAAACACUACCUAUAUGAUUUCAUAAUUCAUGUUUAUCGCUGAAGUUAGUAGCCUAAGUGCCAGUCUGUUUGUGUUGUCAUGACAACUCCUUGUCACUCCUUGUCAUGACAUAUAUUUGUACUACCCUUCCGACUGGGCACACAAUGAAAUUAUGUUGACCCAACGUGGAAUAGACGUUGAAUUUACGUCUGUGCCCAGUGGGUUGUGAUUGGAGGGUAGCUGUGAGGGUUAUUGAAUUAGGGUCAAAUCCAGAAGAUUUGAUCCUGAUAUCUGAUUGCUGGGAGGCCAGACUGUUUGGCUUGACAAUGAGCAAUGGAGUUCGCAUGAGCUACAACAGAUCUGAGACCAGUCUAUGGAGUUACAGUGGGGCAAAAAAGUAUUUAGUCAGCCACCAAUUGUGCAAGUUCUCCCACUUAAAAAGAUAAGAGAGGCCUGUCAUUUUCAUCACAGGUACACUUCAACGAUGACAGACAAAAUGAGAAAAAAAAUCCAGAAAAUCACAUUGUAGGAUUUUUAAUGGACUUAUUUGCAAAUUACGGUGGAAAAUAAGUAUUUGGUCACCUACAAACAAGCAAGAUUUCUGGCUCUCACAGACCUGUAACUUCUUCUUUAAGAGGCUCCUCUGUCCUCCACUCGUUACCUGUAUUAAUGGCACCUGUUUGAACUUGUUAUCAGUAUAAAAGACACCUGUCCACAACCUCAACCAGUCCAAAGUAACAAAGUAACAAAGCCUACCAUCAGUAACACACUACGCCGCCAGGGACUCAAAUUACAGGCCUCUCUCUUCUUUUUAAGUGGGAGAACUUGCACAAUUGGUGGCUGACUAAAUACUUUUUUGCCCCACUGUAGUUCUUAUGUUCAUGAAUUAUCUUGGUUCCUUACUUGAAAUGCAAGGCUUAGCCUCCAUAGGAAGGGUGCAUAAUAUUAUUUUUUAUCCAGGAGAGAAAAAAACACAUUCAAAAUUGUUUAUUUAAUUAAUUGUGUUUCAUUGUCUGAAUUUGAAGUGUAUGAUUAAUUGUAUUGUAGAUCUAAAGAAAAAAAGGUUUGUCUGUGUAAUAGAUUCACUAUUUUCAAACUGUGCACAAUGAGUUGAUUAUUACUUGGUCAGAUAUUGAGUUAUUGAUUGAAUGAUUGAAUAAUUGAUUGUCAGAUUUGCCCUCCCUGGAAUCAAUUGUUCUCCUUAUACCGUUGUGAUUUUGUGUCAUUUUUGUGUCAUUAUGAAACAUAAUUCUAGUUUGAAAUGUAUAAAAAUAAAUAUAGACAGAAAUAAAAACUUAAAUAAC
Oncorhynchus keta (chum salmon) is the source of this 4248-nucleotide messenger RNA. Its product is annotated as myosin light chain kinase family member 4-like. Bases 233 to 2149 code for a protein of 638 amino acids. The transcript is spliced from 15 exons. Gene Ontology annotation, molecular function: ATP binding; protein serine/threonine kinase activity. Lineage: Eukaryota; Metazoa; Chordata; Actinopteri; Salmoniformes; Salmonidae. Gene Ontology annotation, cellular component: nucleus; cytoplasm. Gene Ontology annotation, biological process: intracellular signal transduction; protein phosphorylation; positive regulation of apoptotic process. The record is from RefSeq and is a predicted model, not a curated record.